This is a messenger RNA of Cryptotermes secundus, 1929 nucleotides long. Its product is annotated as transmembrane protein 98. Lineage: Eukaryota; Metazoa; Arthropoda; Insecta; Blattodea; Kalotermitidae. The record is from RefSeq and is a predicted model, not a curated record. The transcript has 5 exons. The coding region runs from base 330 to 1073 and encodes 247 amino acids. Gene Ontology annotation, cellular component: endoplasmic reticulum.
UUUUAAACAUGAGCAAAUUGAGUAGGCGUAAGGCGUGAAAGGGGUGUAAAUGGUUAGUAAAUAUUAGGUUAUCUUUUUAUUUAUGUUUACAUUUUUGUUAUGGUCAGGUCUUGUUUUCGGACCUAAGAACUUCAAUUAGUAGUCACGGGAUAAGUUUUAAAGGGCUCAGGUUUUCGUACCAAUAUCUGUUUACUUCAAAACUUUGCUUUCGUGUCAAGAACCAAUAAUUCUGAUGCCAAAGUCGUAUGCAUCAGGACCAUCAGGACAGCCUGUUCGUUUGAGAGGAAUGAUUGAUCUGUUUUGAAGAAGACGCCUUUACUAGCUUCUAGAUGUUUAAUACAUCACCGACACAAAGAGAUGUCGCACCUUCCCAAGCAUCUGCGUCUCCUGCCGUUACAAUGGAAACUAUGGAGACUAUUGUUGCUGUGUCAAUAGGCAUUCUUGCUGCUGUAUUUGUUGGAGCCUUGAUCAUUCUUGUUCUGAUCUGCCGUCGACAGAAAGGCAAUGAAAGUUUCAUGAACAAACAGUGUGGGGAAGUGAGACCAGACGUGCACUUGAUUGAGUCAGACCGUCCAGAAUUGGAAUUGGGGGAAGUCCGUUUGCAUCCAGAUAUUGAACAGAUCCUUGCAGAUGAGCAGUGGAUUGGUGAUGCAACAGGUCUCGUACCACACUGUUUGGCUGUUCUUAAAACUUGCCACACAUUGACGGAACGGUUGGCUGCACUGGCGAUGGGGCCUCUGAACCAUAGUAAGACUGGCCAUGAGAUUGUUGAGGUUGCACGUCGUAUUUCUCCACGUGUGGAUGAUGUAGUGCGCAGUAUGUAUCCUCCUCUGGAUGCCAGGCUGUUGGAGGCACGCACAGCUGCUCUAGCAUUGGCUGUUGCACACCUUGCUCUUGUCACACGUUAUGGAAGCAGUAUGGGACGAUCAUCUCGUAGACUGGCAUGGAUUGACCAGGCACUUGUUGAUAUGGAGCCACAUUUGUUGGUAUUGCGUGAGGCAGCACUGGCACAAGAAGCUUCAUGCAGAAUCCAGAAUGUAAUUGGUCAAGGAUCGUCGAACACACCACUGUAAUGUUCAUAUAUUGGAACUGUAUUACAAGCUUUUAUGUUAUUAUGUACUUUAUUUCUUAUGCACAAGCCAGCAUUUUGUAGUCUCAAAAGCUGUAAAUUCAGUUCACAGAGCCUCUUUGAUAUCAGAGACUUUGUCUGCGGCUGUGAGCAAAGUUUUUGUCAUGAAAAGAUUUAAGGUAAAUAUGUGUUUUCAGUAAUGAAUCUUCACUUUCACCUUCCUGCCCCAUCAAGGCUCCUCAUGCAGCAUGCAGAGCUUCAUUAAUUUUGAUCCAAUUGUUCAAAUUUUCUGCAAGGAAGCAAAGUUGUACCUUUGAAUGAUAAAUGCUGCACAUCAUAAUUGUAGUAGAUGAGUACACAUACUUGAAUAUAUGUGGAAAGUAUUUGAUAAAAACAGCAAGCCCAAAUUUUAAUUACAUUUCUUAUUAUAUGGUAUUUACAGUUGCAGGAAUGCAUGUAUUAGCUUUGCAAUAUUUAUUUGUCUGUUAUGUCUUGUCUGUCAGCAUGACAACUCUAGAACCACUAAAUGGAUUUUCAUGAAUUUUGAUACUGUGGAGUUUUACUAAAAUUAGUAUGUUUCAAUAUUUGUUAAAAUAAGACAACAAUAACAAAGACUUAAUAUGAAGAGAAAAUACUUUUCUGUGUGCAUCUCACGAAUCUCACUAAAUAUUUAUCACAAUGAAAAAUAUUUAGAACAGAGGCUUUAUAUAAAAAUGAAACAUUUUAUCCCAAAUACACAUGCGCCUUAAGUCAUACAGUAAUGACAGAUGUAAUUAAACAAAAUUGACUGUAUGUUGUCUACGGGCAAUAACUGAAUGAAACUAUGCUCUGUUGGUUGAAGUGGGUAUGUACACAAGAAA